Messenger RNA from Alternaria atra, 249 nucleotides. RefSeq lists its product as uncharacterized. The record is from RefSeq and is a predicted model, not a curated record. Lineage: Eukaryota; Fungi; Ascomycota; Dothideomycetes; Pleosporales; Pleosporaceae. The transcript has a single exon. Bases 1 to 249 code for a protein of 82 amino acids.
AUGUCUCCAAACGGCCCAGAAGGCGUCCCCAAAGCCAUCGUCAAUUUUCAGGUCACUACACUCACCGGCGCUACGAUCUACGUCCAGGGCACCUACGAUAAGCGGCAGGAGAAUGCGCGACGCAAGGCACGGGAGCAAGAAGACCGCGAAGGAAAUGACGCACGCCGACGCGCGAUGGGGGAUAUUGAUGACGAUGCGAGUCUGAUGGGGGGUCGGGAGGCUGAGGAGGGAAGUAGGCGUCGACAGUAG